This is a messenger RNA of Vicugna pacos (alpaca), 2753 nucleotides long. The record is from RefSeq and is a predicted model, not a curated record. NCBI's taxonomy places the organism in Eukaryota, Metazoa, Chordata, Mammalia, Artiodactyla, Camelidae.
UCCAAGUCUGUGGCUGGGGCAAGGCCCAAAACUGAGUCCAAGGCUAUGGCUGGGGCAAGACCCAAAACUGAGUCCCAGGCAAUGGCCGGGGCAAGACCCAAAACUGAGUCCCAGGCAAUUGCCGGGGCAAGGCCCAAAACUGAAUCCCAAGUGGUGGCAGGAGCGAGGCCCAAAACUGAGGCCAGAGCAGUAGGUGGGGCACGUCCUAAGACUGAAGCCAAGGCAAUCCCUGGGACACGGCCCAAGGAUGAAGCCCAGGCUUGGGCCCAGACUGAGUUUGGGGCUGAGGCCAUGUCCCAAACAGAGAGCGUGUCCCAGAACAAUGCGGUAGCCUGGCCACUGGUCAGUUCUGAGUCUGGGUCAGUUGCUAAACCUAUGGGCCUACCUGUGGAUAGGGAAUUGGUCGGUGUGGAGACUGAGACCUUUCCUGGCUCCCAGGUUCAGACAGGAAUCCAACCCUGGUUUGGAUCAGGGGAGGAAACUAAUACAGGGUCUUGGUGCUAUCCCAGGCCCAGGGCCAGAGAGGAGGCCUCUAAUGAGUCUGGAUUCUGGUCAGCAGAUGAGACCUCUACAAUGUCUUCUUUCUGGGCUGGAGAAGAGGCCAGUAUCAGAUCAUGGCCCCGAGAAGAGGCCAAUACCAGGUCCAGGCAUAGGGCCAAGCAUCAGCCUAAUCCCAGAUCCAAGCUCAGAUCCAAGCAAGAUCCCUAUAUUGAUUCCUGGUCUGGGUCUGAGGAAGAGUCUGGCAACCCAUUCUGCUUGUGGGCUGGAGAAAAUACCAAUAACUUGUUCAGGCCCAGAGUCAGGGAUGAGCCAAAUAUCAGGUCCAAGCUCCGGACAAAGAGAGAGGACUUUUUUGAAUCUGAGUCUGAAGAUGAGUACUAUAAGGAGUCUUGGUUUUUGCCUGGAGAAGAGGCCAAUAGUAGAUUCAGGCCCAGAGACAAGGAAGAGCCUAAUACUAUCUUGAAGUCCAGGGCCCAGAAUGAUGUUAACAACAGUGAUAGAGCCAAACAAGAGUCCAGAUUUGAGGAAGACGUCAUUAUUGGGUCCUGGUUCUGGGCAGAGAAAGAGGCCGGUAUGGAAGCUGGGGCUACGGCUAUCUGUGAAUCCGAGCCAGGGGCUGAGGAGGGGGCCAUUGGUGGGUCCUUGUUCUGGACAGAGGAUAAGUCCAAUUUGGGAGCUGUGGCCAAAGAAGAGGCCAGGCCAGAGUCUGAAGAAGAGGCCAUAUUUGGGUCCUGGUUCUGGGACAGGGAUGAGGCCUGCUUUGACUUAAAUCCCCGUCCCGUGUACAAGGCUGCUCCCAGGUUCAGAGAUUCAGCUGAAGAGGAAGUUAAUGUAUCAUCCAGGCCCCAAACCUGGGAUGAGGUUACUGUUGAAUUCAAACCUGGUCUUUGUCAUGGGGUUGGCUUCCCAUCCCCAAGCCCAUUUAGAAUUCCUGAAGAAGCAGUAGCAUCUGUGUACUCUGAAAUGUUUGAGGGAAAGCCCAAGAUUGUGGAGGUUACCCCAGAAGGGGAAGACCAGGAGUCUUUGCUGCAGCCUGAUCAACCUGACCCUGAGUUCCCAUUUCACUAUGAUGCAUCCUACCGGUCAGUCAGGGAAAUUCGAGAGCAUCUUAAGGCCAAGGAGAGUGCAGAGCCUGAGAAUUGGUCCUGCAGCUGCAUACAAUGUGAGCUUAAAAUUGGUCCUGAAGAGUUUGAAGAACUCCUUCUGUUAAUGGACAAAAUUCGAGAUCCUUUUAUUCAUGAAAUAUCUAAAAUUGCAAUGGGUAUGAGGAGUGCUUCUCAAUUUACCCGCGAUUUCAUUCGUGAUUCAGGUGUUGUCUCACUUAUUGAAACCUUGCUCAAUUAUCCCUCCUCCCGUGUUAGGACAAGUUUUUUGGAAAAUAUGAUUCACAUGGCUCCACCUUAUCCAAAUCUGAACAUGAUUGAGACAUUCGUAUGUCAAGUGUGUGAAGAAACCCUUGCUCAUAGCAUGGGUUCCCCUGAGCAGCUGCUUGGAUUAAGGAUGCUUAGACACCUUACUACAACUACUGACUAUCACACACUGGUUGCCAAUUAUAUGUCUGGGUUUCUCUCCUUAUUAACUACAGGCAAUGCAAGAACAAAGUUUCAUGUUCUGAAAAUGCUAUUGAAUUUGUCUGAAAAUCCUAUGGUGGCAAAAAAACUAUUCAGUGCCAAAGCUCUAUCAAUAUUUGUGGGGCUCUUUAACAUAGAAGAGACAAACGAUAACAUUCAGAUUGUUAUUAAAAUGUUUCAGAAUAUCAGUAAUAUUAUAAAAAGUGGAACAAUGUCCUUAAUUGAUGAUGAUUUCAGUCUUGAGCCGCUUAUUUCUGCAUUCCACGAGUUUGAGAAGUUAGCUGAGGAACUGCAAGUCCAACUAGACAAUCAGAAUGAUCCUGAGGGACAAAAAAGCUAAUAGGAUUAACCACCUGCCUCUGAUCAGCCUUAUGUUCCCAAAGAGCCCUGAGUAGUGCUUUGGUUUUCAGUCUGGUUUUAUGUUGUAACUUAUAUUUUUGACGCUGAUGUUAACAUUGUCCAAUUCUUGAUUUGAGCUGGAUCAUUUUGUGGAUGCCAAAUGACUAUUAGUGCUGAAAAAAAUUUGUUGAUAUUUGUCUUGCUGUCCAGAUUGCAGUAUUUUCAGUAUUGAGCUUUCAAUGAACUGAGCCGUGUGUGUAAGCUACCCUGCUAUUUGUUGUUUAAACAUAUGGUUCUCUAUUCGAGUCUGUGUUUUCAAUAAAGUUCUAUGUGAAAAUUGGC